This is a messenger RNA of Portunus trituberculatus (swimming crab), 1482 nucleotides long. RefSeq lists its product as uncharacterized. The record is from RefSeq and is a predicted model, not a curated record. The transcript is spliced from 4 exons. Lineage: Eukaryota; Metazoa; Arthropoda; Malacostraca; Decapoda; Portunidae. The coding region runs from base 1 to 1482 and encodes 493 amino acids.
AUGUGCGAGACCUUCCUGGACGACAACAUACCUCCAAGCUACGCCCGCGUCCGGGGUUACUCGCCCUGGAUAAGGAAAGACCGCUUUACACGGGGAGGUGGCGUGGCCUUCUGUUAUAAAGAGUGUGUUAACGUUCAGGUGGUAGAGUCUCCCACGAACAUGCCCAGUGACCUGGAAAUGCUAUUUUGGAAAAUAAUAGACAGUGUGGGUAGAAGUGUACUGUGCAUUGGCUGUUAUCGUCCUCCUUCUCAAGGCGCAGCGAUAACAGACUACCUCACAGAAAACCUGGACCUAUUGUUGACGGCCAACCAGUGUGAGGGAGUGAUAAUUGUAGGUGACUUGAACCCACACACAGUGCACGCCUCAUUUAACACGCUACUGGUGGUACAUGACCUACAUAAUCAUGUCACCUUCCCCACUCAUGUCUCUGGGUCAUCUCUUGACCCUGUGGUGACCGAUCUUCCCCCCAGUGAUGUUCAGUGUUCACCCUUGGACUUUAUAGGCACCUCAGAUCAUGUAGCUGUCAUCACCAAAUUCCACUUCAGACGCCAACGUGAGGAGAACCUCUCCCGCACUCUGUGGAAGUGGGAAGCCACAGACUGGGGAGCCUUAAGGGAGGACCUGAGAAGGACGAACUGGGGAGCAGAGCGCUGGGUACCACACUCCUCUCACACCACCAAGCCCUCUGACCAGCCCUGGUUUGGACCUGCGUGCCGAGAAGCCUCUGACGACAAAUACCGGGCAUGGAAAGCCUACAAGAGGCAUCCGACAGAGGGCAACAAAAGACGUCACAGAGCAGCCUCCCUGAGAAUGAGGCACACACAAGAGUGGGCCUCAGAGCAAUGGAAGGAGGACCUCAGGAGGAAGCUCCGUGGCGGACAGGUGGGCACGAAGAGGUGGUGGGGCAUUGUGAAAGACCAGCAGGGUGAGGAGAGAGGCGCCAGCAUCUCAUCCCUCUUGCAGGAGGAUGGCAGUCUGGCCCACUCAGCACAUGAGAAGGCCAACCUCCUGGCGAAACACUUUGCUGGAAAAAUGAGCGUGCCCGACCCUGAGAAGACACCACCAACGAUGCCUCACACCAUAAAGGACACACUUCUGGAAGUUAAAACGAGUGAAUCCGAAGUGAGGAAAAAGCUUCUAGAAGUGGAUGAAAAUAAGGCGACAGGGCCGGACAAUAUAAGCCCUCGCUUGCUCCGUCAGUGUGCUAAUGAGCUGGUGCGACCACUCGCCUUACUGUUCACUCGGUGUCUCGAGUCCGGCACGUGGCCGGCAGCCUGGAAAUCGAGCAAUGUAGUGCCAGUACACAAAAAAGGAGGCAAGAACCAGUGUAAAAACUAUCGCCCUGUGUCCUCCCUGGAGGACCGCUCUGUUAGGGUAGCUCCAGAAGUUUCUGCUCGGCUUUCUGUGACAUCCUCUGUCUCAGACCGGGCUUCUUGUGAUGAGGAUGGUCUUCGCAUGGAGACCGUUUCAGAGAAUCCCUAG